AUGACGUCCUCAAUGUUGGCAGUUACGGCACCAAGCUUUUGCGAACCGUCCGCAUAUGAGCUUUCCACAAUCCCUCAGCCAGUUGUAACAGAGCCUACCAAUGUGGUAUUCCGUGUUCAUGCAGCGAGUAUCAAUCCCGUAGAUGUCAAGAAGGCAGCAGGAGUCUUCAAGCUCGCGGUCAAAGAGAAAUUCCCAUAUCAAAUUGGCUAUGAUUGCUCAGGAACCGUAACAGAAGUGGGCCAGGAUGUCAAAGGCAUCAAAGUGGGCGACGAGGUUUACUCGCGGCUACCGGAGGCAAGUCGAGGGGCAUGGAGUGAAUACGCCAAAUGUCCGGAACAUUACGUUACUCUCAAACCCAAGAACCUGUCUUUCGAUGAUGCCGCCUCGUUGCCACUGGCAGGCAUGACCGCACUGCAAACUUUGCGACGAUACGAGGGAUCAUUGUCAGGCAAGACGGUCUUCGUACCAGCUGGCUUGAGUGGCACUGGCGCAUAUGCGUGUCAGAUCGCUAAGAACGUCUUCCAUGCCAGCAAAGUGAUCACCACUGUCUCAACAUCAAAGGUAGACAAGGUACCAGAGUUGCUUGGUAAAGGCACGGUUGACCAAACAUUUAGCGUCAGCAAUACGACCUAG
Molecule: messenger RNA, 633 nt
Organism: Colletotrichum scovillei
Lineage: Eukaryota; Fungi; Ascomycota; Sordariomycetes; Glomerellales; Glomerellaceae
Exons: 5
Coding region: 1-633 (210 amino acids)
Molecular function (GO): oxidoreductase activity
Source: RefSeq, a predicted model, not a curated record